Messenger RNA from Anopheles moucheti, 1617 nucleotides. RefSeq names its product acetyl-CoA acetyltransferase, mitochondrial (gene Acat1). NCBI's taxonomy places the organism in Eukaryota, Metazoa, Arthropoda, Insecta, Diptera, Culicidae. The record is from RefSeq and is a predicted model, not a curated record. The coding region runs from base 123 to 1367 and encodes 414 amino acids. The transcript has 2 exons. Gene Ontology annotation, biological process: fatty acid beta-oxidation. Gene Ontology annotation, molecular function: acetyl-CoA C-acetyltransferase activity.
CACGCACUAUCUCUGGACGGGACACAAAUUAACCUAAUCAAGCACCGCGGCCGUAGCAUUCUCGGGUGAUCUUCAGUCGGAAGAAGCUGUACACGAUUUUCGUCGGAAACCUUGCAAACGUAAUGGUUCUCAAGCUUGCCCAGUUUGCUAGCCGCGCUAUCGGAGGCCGUGCAUAUUAUUCGACGUCCGGCAAAAGACACGAUGUUGUGAUCGUGGCCGCCACCCGUACUCCGAUUGGAAGCUUCCAGAGCAGCCUGUCAUCGCUGUCCGCUUCCCAGCUCGGUGCCGUUGCCGUGGAGUCGGCUGUAAAGCAGGCUGGCAUCGGGAAGGAGGACGUGCAGGAGGUGUACAUUGGCAAUGUGAAUGCUGCCGGCAUGGGACAGGCGCCGGCUCGCCAAGCUGUCAUCUUUGCCGGGCUGCCCAAAUCGACCAUCUGCACCACCGUCAACAAGGUGUGUUCGUCCGGCAUGAAGAGCGUUAUGCUCGGGGCACAAACGCUUAUGCUUGGCCAGCAAGAGGUAAUCGUGGCCGGCGGAAUGGAAUCGAUGUCGAACGUGCCGUACUAUCUGAAGCGCGGCAGCACACCGUACGGUGGAGUUAACCUGAUCGACGGUAUUGUGUUCGAUGGGCUGACCGAUGUGUACAACAAGUUCCAUAUGGGAAAUUGUGCGGAAAACACGGCCAAACAGAUGGGCAUUACGCGCAAGGAUCAGGACGAGUUUGCCAUCAACAGCUACAAGCGCAGUGCUGCCGCCUGGAGCGCGAAAGCGUUCGAUGCCGAAAUCACACCCGUGCGGAUUGCGGGCAAGCGCGGCAAACCGGACAUCGUUGUGGCCGAGGACGAAGAGUACAAGCGCGUAAACUUCGACAAGUUCGGGCAGCUAGCGACGGUGUUCCAGCGGGAGAAUGGUACCGUGACGGCUGGUAAUGCUUCCACGCUAAACGAUGGCGCAUCGGCCGUGGUGCUGAUGACGGCCGAAGCGGCCGAACGGUUCAAGUGUAAACCAUUAGCACGGGUAGUCGGAUUUGCCGAUGCCGAAACGGAUCCGAUCGAUUUUCCGAUCGCCCCGGCAUUGGCCGUACCGAAGCUGCUAGAACAGACAGGCGUACGCAAGGAGGAUGUGGCCAUGUGGGAAAUCAAUGAAGCAUUUUCGCUGGUAGUUGUGGCCAAUCAGCGCAAGCUUGACAUCGAUCCGGAGAAAGUGAACAUCCACGGUGGAGCGGUUUCCCUCGGUCAUCCGAUCGGUAUGUCCGGUGCCCGGUUGGUAACCCAUCUGACGCACGCCCUGAAAGCGGGACAGGUUGGUUGUGCCUCGAUCUGCAACGGUGGUGGCGGAGCGUCCUCGAUCCUGAUUGAAAAGCUGUAAGCAACGAUUAUUUACCCGGCAAUUCCAAUGUAAUGUUACGGGGGAUGGGAAUUCGAUACGCAAAUACCUCUGUUCCGGCUCGCGGGUGUAACGGAAAUGAAUGUGCAUUUACUAGAUUAGUACGACACGACACGAGAUUAGUGCCACACGGCGAGACCUCUUUACUACAGUUUCCCAAUCAAAUCAAACGUAUAUUUUGCUAUGCUACAAGCGGUUUUAUUAAAAUUCAAUAAAAUUGAAAUCUACAGUU